AGUUCAGAAUUAUAUAAAAAGGUGAACCAAACAGAGUUUCAGAUCAUCAACAGUCGCUCAAUCGUUAAACGAUCCCAGCUCAUUCCAGCCAAUCUCAAACUUUUCAAUUCUCUUUUCGUUCAACCCGAACAAACAAAACACCUCAAAACUCAAGAUGAUGUCAAAAAUGGUUAUCCUUUUCGCCCUCUUCGCCUGUGCUUUCGCCGGUGCCGUCUACAGCCCAGCCUACACAUACGCUACUGCCCCAUACGCUAGUUACGCUUAUGCCCCAGCCACUUAUGCCCCAUCAACUUACUACGGAAACUACGGAAGCUACUAUGGUAACUACGCUCCAUGGGGAUACAACAGCUACUACGGUUCACCCGCUUACGGUUACAACUACGCUCCAUACGCUUACGCCCCAUACACCGCCGCUUACUACAAAAAGUAAACACCUCGUCGAUCCCUCAACAAUGACCACCCUCUUUGUUCCCACUCUGGCCUGAUACUCUUUGGGGAAUAUUUUUGUGACCACAAAAAGUGAUCUACAUUAAUUUCCCUCUCGAUCUCUCAAACACACACACUCGCAACAAACACUCUGAUAUUUUUUUCAACAAACAAUUUACUAAUUUAGCUUAAAUUGUACAAUUUCUCGUCAGACAGUUUUUUUUUAAUUCUUUCUCUAAAAACCUACAAACAAUCACAUACACACACAUACACUUGGUAGUUCAAAGUGUUGACAUUAUUUUGGCAGAACUACAUCUUAAUUGUUACUCACUCGAAAAAUUAACAUCACUUUCGAUUUGUAAUGUCGUUCUAACAGUUUGAUCAUUCACAAUAAAAAACAAUUGUUCACACGAA
Messenger RNA from Panonychus citri (citrus red mite), 840 nucleotides. Its product is annotated as prismalin-14-like. Lineage: Eukaryota; Metazoa; Arthropoda; Arachnida; Trombidiformes; Tetranychidae. The coding region runs from base 155 to 430 and encodes 91 amino acids. The record is from RefSeq and is a predicted model, not a curated record. The transcript is spliced from 2 exons.